AUGGCGUCUUCUAAGGCUGGGCUAUUGCAGCUUUCGUCGCCCAAGACGGACAAGGAGGACAGCGACACUGACAGCGAGGCCGAAGCCGGCGGCGGUGGAAACUGCCUCUGGCUAGCGGGCCGAGCACGGCAGGUGGGGGGCAAGCGCUGGGUAAAGUGGCUGGUUCCUUUCAUCCUGGUGGGUAUCAGCAGUGUGCUCUGCAUGUGGAUGCUGCACGCGGCGACCUGGUACUACGUCAUGGGGAUCGUGCGGUUCGAGAAGGCGUAUGUCAGGAAUCCCGACUACAAGGAGGAGCAUCCGGGGCUCUUCUCCAACAGCCUUCACCCGGACGAAGUCUCCUACGGCUCGCUGCAGGACCCCCUGUCUGCGCGGCUGGGCUUCAAGCACGUGCCGCUGAAGGUCCUGGAUGGGGUGGCUUUGCUCUUCCCCUUCCUGUGGUUCCUCACGGUAAUGUACUUGCGGGAUGUGCAGCAGUGGACGAAGGUCCUCCUGAGCCACUCCGUUCUGGCCAUCGGCAAAGGCGUCUUCGGCGUGGUCACCAUUAUGCCGGAUAGCAUUGGAUGGGCAAACUGCAAGGCGCGUCUGGGCCCGUCUGGCGUGGACUUCUUCAUGAAUCGGGUGCCGGAUCCUAGCGCACACGGCAUGUGGACGGCCUUCAUGGCAAUUCUUGGAGUUGAGCUGGCGGGUCCUGAACAGAAUCGGAUUGGAGCUGGCAUGCGCUUUUGCGCAGACAUGCUCUACUCCGGCCACACCUACUUUACCAUCCUCUACAUCUUGGCCCUUUGUGAGCUCGUCCGCAAA
Molecule: messenger RNA, 801 nt
Organism: Symbiodinium sp. CCMP2456
Lineage: Eukaryota; Dinophyceae; Suessiales; Symbiodiniaceae
Source: the annotation of a GenBank genome assembly